Molecule: messenger RNA, 843 nt
Organism: Prorocentrum cordatum
Lineage: Eukaryota; Dinophyceae; Prorocentrales; Prorocentraceae
Source: the annotation of a GenBank genome assembly
AUGGUGCAGGAGGCGGUCCACGGACUGAACUGGCUUGCCGGCUACGACACCUGGGACUCGGGUCAGGAGUCGGCGGCGCCAGGUAUUUUGACCCCCGAGGUGUUGCCCCGUGUGGAAGGCUUAGUCAAGGACUGGGAGCCCAUGCCAGAGGCCCUCUCGGGGCGGGAGGCCCUGCGGGACCUCUUGCGCGGCCGGUCCCAGUGCGAGCUGGAGACCGGCUCCGCGAACCUCGCGGCCUCCGACGCCGACCUCGUGUCCUUGCCCGACGACGUCUCGGGGUCUCCCCCGAUCGAAUCGCUGCUGGAUGCCGAGGUCUCUCGAUAUUUGGAGGCCUAUCAUGAGCUGAUGCUGCGGCCCCUGACUGAGAGAGAGGAUAUCGAGUCUGAAACAAGAGAGAUCACACCUUGCACUGACAGGAAGCUGCUGUGCAACAAGAAGGUGUACCACGCCUUCGUGAAGAAGCUCUGGGGCCUCGGCAUGCUUGGCGUCUGGCUGUGCACCUCGGAGGCCUUCGCAAGCAUCGAGAUCGGGGGCGGCGACCUGGCGAGCCUGGAGGCCCUCAGGCUGCACCUGGGCAUGGCGGACGCGAAGGACUGCUUCCACCGGCUCAAGGCCGACGAGCGGCUAGCGGCUGCCGCGCCCGGCCCGCGCGGGUCUGAGCUCCUGCGCGACCGGUCACCUCCCCUGGUGCUCUCCGAGGGCCGCCCCCGGCACUGCGUGUGCGUGGACAGCCUGGGGGCCUUCGCCCGUGACCAGAGCGUGGCCGGGCGCGCGGUCUGGGAGUUGGGGGCGGACUUCGAGAGCCACGGGCUGGAGCUGCACGGGGGCGAGGUGCUGAGCCAG